Molecule: messenger RNA, 1911 nt
Organism: Cutaneotrichosporon cavernicola
Lineage: Eukaryota; Fungi; Basidiomycota; Tremellomycetes; Trichosporonales; Trichosporonaceae
Exons: 3
Coding region: 1-1911 (636 amino acids)
Source: RefSeq, a predicted model, not a curated record
AUGGCGAGUUCCCACGAACGCCUCGAGGACCUUCAGUCGGCCAGCUCGGCGUCCGCCUCGUCUCUCGGCACGUCGGGCGAGCUCAUCAGCUUGAGCGACGCUGAGAGUGCCGGUAAGCCCCACUCGCACCAUUCGGGACCACCCAAGGUGUUCGAUGUUGACCCCCCGCCUCCCGCUCCCGACUUUUACCACAGAUUACCCGCCGCGCUGGCGUCGGCGCCCACACUCGACGAGGAGGCAGAGAAGUCGGCCGAGAUGUCAUUCGAAGUGUCACAUGUCGAGCACGACCACCACAGCGCUCCCAACGACAGGCUCCCACGUAUUUCGUCAGGGCCGGCUUCGGCCUUCCCAGAGCUGCAUAUGGAGAUGGACGCCGAGACGCGCAGGUACAUCGUGCAGCAUGGCGCGCGGUCCGCCUUUGUUCCUGGUCACCGCGCCCCGCCUCCUACCCGCUCUUCAUCGCAUACUCCAGGACCUACACUUGUCGCUGUUGCAGGUGCCGAGUAUGAUUUUCCCCACGACUCGGAUGCUGUUUCAGCCACCGAGUUACCUCCCAUGCCGCUUCCCAGCCAGCGCCUGCCGUCGAUCCAGCUCGACGCUGAGGCGCUCGCGCGUGAGCAACGGGCUUACAUUAUCGAGCAGGGUGUGCGCUCUGGAUUCGACGUCAAAUCUGCCCUUCCCAUUCCCGACACCCACGUCACGAAGACCAGCCGCAGUACCUUCAACGCCCUCGAAAAAGGUGUGACGGAUGCAGAUGCACAGGAGGGCGAGAUCGAGAAGGAUGCCCCUGAUGCGUGUGAUGAGCCUGCUUCGGGUGACGUCGGUCACACGCUCGACGUCGGUCACACGCUCGACGUCGGUCACACGCUCGACGUCGGUCACACGCUCGACGUCGGUCACACGCUCGACGUCACGGCUGAAGAGGGACGCUAUCACAUGCCUUCCGCCUCAAAGCUUGAUCACAGAACUGCUCCACUCACUACCACCACCAACAUGAAUAUCGACGCGACACAGGCCCAGGCAGUCGACCACCAGCAUUUCCCCUUGACCAACAUCGAACCGGGUUCGACCGCUGACACGACUGAGCGCCUCGAGUCGGUUGAGGCCAAGGAUGUUGUGGCCGAGCGCGCUGGAGCCAACAAGCCCGUUGUACAUGUACACCCCGAUGAACCCCACCAACACUUUCAGCUCACGAACAUCGAGCCGGACCCGACAGCCGACAUGACGUGUCGCCUCGAGUCGGUCGAGGCCAAGGUGGUCGACGGACCCCAGCCUCGCGCGGCUACAACUCACACUGCCGCUCCUCCGCACCAGCACUUUGCCCUCACCAACGUCGAGCCUGGACCUACUUCCGACACGACGCGGCGCCUCGAGUCGGUCGAGGCCAAGCAGGUCGAAGGUACAAAGGACCACAAGCCUGUCAUCGUCACUCAUGUUGAACGCAAGCCCGAUCCUCUCGGCAUGGCCGAUGGCGAGGUUGAGGUUGACAUGACGUGCCAUCUCCAGGGCCUCGCUGUCGACCCUAUCCAUGCCAUCACCGGCGAAGAGACUCCCAAGGCCGUCGUCCAAGCCACCAAGAACCCGAUGGACAACCCGAUGGACAAGGACCUCACCGUGGCCAUCACCAAGACCCGUCCCGAGUCACCCAAUAUGUGGUGGGACGGCAACCUCCCCCGGCGCACUGCUAUCGCCACACUCCUAGGAUCCAUCGCGUAUGGAAUGUACAAGGCGUCUCUCGUGUGCCCUCAGCGCGAGGCACUCCACCUCGCUUGCGCGUGGUUUGCUGUUGCGGCUGUCAACUCGCUGCAGCCGGGCAAGAAGCUUGUCGGCGCCAAGAACUGGACCGAUCUUACGCUCGACACGAGCGCAAAGGUCCUGGCUGCCGCACUACUUGCCACGCUCUUCAAGUAG